This is a messenger RNA of Triticum turgidum subsp. durum (durum wheat), 1020 nucleotides long. The record is from the annotation of a GenBank genome assembly. NCBI's taxonomy places the organism in Eukaryota, Viridiplantae, Streptophyta, Magnoliopsida, Poales, Poaceae.
AUGAUGCGCAAGUAUGGACUCUCGGCCGAUAACGUCCUCGACGCUAGUAUGGUCGACGCCAACGGGAACCUGCUGGCGAACAAGAAGGCCAUGGGGGACGACCUCUUCUGGGCCAUCCGCGGCGGCGGCGGCGGGAACUUCGGCAUCGUGCUGUCGUGGAAGCUCAGGCUCGUGCCAGUCCCACCGAAGGUGACCUUCUUCAAAGUCGCCAAGACCAUGGAACAGGGCGCGGUCGACACGGUGACCAAAUGGCAAACGCUCGCGCCGGCGCUCCCCGACGAUCUCAGCGUACGUGUUGUCAUCGAAAAGAGCCAGGCCAACUUCCAGUCCCUGUACCUCGGUAACUGCAGCACGACAGUGGCGACGAUGCGCAGCCGGUUCCCGGAGCUCGGGGUGACGAGCGCCGACUGCAAGGAGAUGAGCUGGCUGCAGUACACGGCGUACAUAUACUUCGGCGACGCCAUCAACAGCAAGCCGCUGGAGGCGCUCCUCCUCAACCGGUCCACGACCCUGGGCCCCUUCGUCAAGAACAAGUCGGACUACGUCAAGAAAGCCCUCACCAAGGAGACCUGGAAGAAGAUCUUCCUCUGGCCCAACGGCGCAGCAUCGGGGCAGCUCAUCCUCGAGCCGCACGGUGGAAUAAUGGACCGCAUCGGCGCCGCCAAGAUCCUGUUCCCCCACCGAAGCAGCGUGCUCUACAACAUCCAUUACGUGGAGCUAUGGAACGGGAAAGAGGUCGGGGGCAACGUUACGCCUAACUGGAUCGGAAGCCUGUACAACUUCAUGACGCCGUACGUGAGCAAGAACCCGAGAGGCGCAUACGUGAACUACAGGGACCUCGACAUCGGCGCGAACAAGGUGGUCGACGGUGUGAUAAGCUAUGAUAGUGCCAAGGUGUGGGGCGAGAGCUAUUUUGGCCCGGAGAACUUUAGGAGACUCGCCGAGAUCAAUUGCAAAGUGGACGCCAGCGACUACUUCCAGAGCGAGCAGAGCGUGCCGCCACUUCCCUUCAACGAGUAG